Messenger RNA from Calidris pugnax (ruff), 2975 nucleotides. RefSeq names its product COMM domain containing 2 (gene COMMD2). The transcript has 5 exons. Bases 67 to 666 code for a protein of 199 amino acids. Lineage: Eukaryota; Metazoa; Chordata; Aves; Charadriiformes; Scolopacidae. The record is from RefSeq and is a predicted model, not a curated record.
GCGUCCCGGUGGCAACGGGCCGGGGCCGCCCCUUCCUGCUCGGUGGCGGCGGGGAGUGGCGGAGCGAUGCUGUUGGUGCUGUCGGAGGAGCAGAAGGCCCACCUGGGCUGCCUGCCGCGGGUGGGCGAGGCAGCCGUCGGCGAGCUGGGGCGCCUGGCGGUGGAGCUGCUGCGGCGGGGAGCGGCGCCGCGGGCCUGCGAGGCGGCCGCCAGAAAGCUUAACGUCGGCGUUGACACCAUCCAGCAUGGGGUGGAAGGCCUGGCGUAUCUUCUCACUGAAAGCUCCAAGCUUAUGAUUUCUGAAGUAGACUUUCAAGAAUCCAUUCAUGUUCUGGGAUUCUCAGAUGAAUUGAACAAAUUAUUGCUGCAGCUGUACCUGGAUAACAGGAAAGAGAUUAGAAGCAUCCUUGGUGAGCUGACACCAAAACUUCCCAGCUAUCACAGUCUGGAAUGGAGACUGGACGUGCAGCUUGCAAGCAGAAGUUUGAGACAACAGAUAAAGCCUGCUGUGACUAUAAAGCUACAUCUUAAUCAGAAUGAAGAUCAAACUGCCCAAGUGUUGCAAACCGACCCGUCUACCCUCCUCCACCUAAUUCAGCAACUGGAACAAGCGCUGGGGGAAAUGAAAACCAACCACUGCAGGAGGAUAGUGCGCAACAUGAAAUAGUAUUGAUUCAAGGCUGUUGUCAUAGUAAGCAGUUUGUGAAACAACUAAAAAUGAUGUUCACAAAUACAUUGUGAGGAAAAAUAAACAUCUGGAUCAGAUGAAAUGCUUUCCUGUGCCAGGAUCUUGAGCCAGUAACUAGAGGCUGAAUGUCCUCUGGUGCUAACUUUGCACCUGCCUGAUAGGAGAUGGGUAAUUGGCUUGGCUUUGCUUGCACAUGUAGAAAUUCAGCCUGCUAUGCUGAGAAUUUCUUUUGCUCUAAAUUAAUAUAGUUCUACUUGAAGAGCUUUCCUACAUUAAGUAGAGCUGCCUCAAUACUGCAUGAAGCUGCACAUUUAUUUUUACGUUUAUUAAGCAGCUUUUUUUCUUGGUUUUGCAUCUGUUUUGAAUUUUUUUUUAAGACCCUAUACUGGUGGGAAUGAUACCUUACAGGAAUGUUUCUUCCAUCUAGACUCGUGUAUGUAUAAGAGUACACGUGGGACGACUGCUCUUUUCCUCCAGAGGAUUCAGCCAACUCGAGGCUGGGUGUUGCACUGCUUUUCUACCCUUCUUGGAUAAUGAAAAAAAGUAUAACUGAGCUUACACUUCCAUUUUAAGAAAGCUAUCUAUAAACCCUGCUAGGCAGUCUACUUUCUGCGGGUAGUAGUUACCAUAGAAAACUCAGUGGCCUAAACAUAAAUUAGUGUACUGCUUAUUUCUGUAUGUCAAGGUGAUCUGAAAAAUUGUAAAAUGAUGGGCUAAGAGGCAGAUUAAAGAAUAGUGUUAACUUCUGCUGAAUCUGUUCUUCAUGUUGUGAUGCAACAAUUUUUGUUCCCCUGCUUGGAUAGUGUACUUAUAAAGGAAAGACUAGCUGAGUAUUGCAAUACAAGUAAUGCUUUUCCAUUUUUAAGGAAAAUGUCUAGCAAAGAUUAUGUCAAAAGUCACUUUUCAGUUGUAUUCUAAUGCAAUAUUUUGUAGCUUUUGUGACUAAGGUUAGAUAGUUUUACUUAUGAAUGUUUUACUGUCACUAGUGAGGGUGCAUCAUAAAUCUCUUAAAGUAUAUUGGAGAGAGCAGAUAGGCAAGAGAGAAUCUUAAUGUGGAGAUUCUGGCAAUAAGUGUAUAUUUCCUGUCUUUCAUAGAAACACCUCACAUUUCAAAUUUAUUGGGUUCCCACAUGUACAAAUGCAUUAUUUUCAUAUUGUUUUGAAUUUUUGUACUAUUUCAAAUGAAACAUGCGUAGGAGAAGUGCUUUCAUCAAUAACAUUUAGUACCACUUAAAAAAAGUCAGUUUUCUAGAAAAUGGAGGUGCUUAUUCUGUAACUGCUUUACAUGGCUUGGUGAUGGUGUGAACAAACUUAUUUUCCUCUCGCGUAUAUGACUCAGCCGUGUGUUUCAUUUACCAUCCUUAUGCGGUGAUUUUUUUUUUUUCUUCACAUAUAGUGUGUGGUAAUUAAACGUGAGCAAAUGGUACUACUUACGAUUUCUGAUUAGUAUUUUUGCAUGUAAUUGCCUAUGUUUUCAGGUGAAAUACAAGAAGAGCCUGUUUGUAGGACAGUGUUUUCUCUUUAUUCCACCUCUCCUAACUGUAGCCGUAGUCUAGAACUCAUGGCAGCAAAAUACAAGUUGUAGAUAUAAGCCUUGGAACAUUUUCAUGUCUCGUCUCACUACUGCCUUAUGAAUCUGAACGUAUUUACCUUUCUGUCUCUUAAACUUUUUUUAUAAAAGAAAACUAGUUGCCAUAGAGCUAGUUGGCAUCAUGGUUGGCAAUUUAUGUGUGUCAUAUCCUGAAGCAUGUGCUGGAAGAGAAGGGAAGGGGUUCCCUCGGUGAUCAUGAGUGAAAUGGAUAGUUUAAAGUGGAUUUUGUGAAUACAGAAUGUCAUUAGAAAGCCUGCAUAUUCCUUUUUUGAAGCUUAUUACAAUAGUGUAAAAGUAAAAACUGUGACAGUGAAUGGUCUUAUUUCCUGAAUUGAGGAACUUCCUUCCAGUACAGAGUUUCAACUGCACAGAAAAACUAAAAAUCCAACUAGUUUAAGCAUAAACUAUUUUCUUAAAAGCAGAGUUAGGCUCAGCCCUUAGCUAUACGCUUCUCAACAGAUUUGUAUCCCAGUUUAUUUUUUCCUGGUCUAAACAGCAGAGGGCAGAAAGUUUGGGUUUUUUAUACUCAACAAAGGAGAAAUUUUGCUAUACAGUAAUUUUCAGUGUUUGUCUUUCGAUAAGAAUCGUUUAUAGUCUGAAGACUUACCUUGGAAUGUAUUUCGCUUUAUCUUUUCCAAAUUCAUGAUCAAUUUUAAACAUAAAACAAUAAAACUUGCAGUUUUCAACCACUGUAAAA